AACUUUCGCAGCGAGGUCAGGUAGAUGCGAAGUGCCGACUCAGUCGCCGCUGUGACCGCCUCGCGAAUGAAGUCGGUUCCAGACCAGACCGACUCACUCUCUCUAUCGGUCUACUGUCGCACCCGGAUUAUAGACUCACUUAGUCAUAUUUUUUAAGUGGAAAAUUCCCGAUCUGUGUACAUGAUAAGUAUUUAUUUAGCCGAGCGCUGUCGGAUUAACUUCGAUACAACAAUUAUAUUGUAUACAAUCUGCCAAAGGAACCGUGAAACAGGGGAGUGAGCUCUGACCGGCCGAUGGGCAGCACUCCAAUCCAGCUCAAAAAGGUCAAGCUGGGAGGGCUGCAGGUUGUCCGUCGGCGUUUGCUUCAACGCUAUGAGUCCCACCCUUUCCUCUCCUGCCUGGCUGGGCUCUACGGAUGCCAGUGGAGACGGUACCAGCGUACCAGGAUCCUUCCCGGAGAGCUGUGCUGCAGCAAGUUUGAAUUUUUCUGCUUUGGGAUUCUGGUGUUGACCUUUGGCCUGGCGUUUGUGCUCCUGUACUUUUGGAGUGAAGCAAGGAACGAUUACAAUGACUUUGAUUGGAAUUUCUACAGGGACAGAUGGAUCCCAUGGUCAUCUGUGGUGCUGGGUGUGACAGCAACGUUUUUUACAUAUAUUGCCAUAUUACUGGUUCUGGCUAUCUGCCUACUGAGCGAAGGCCAACGAUUAUACCUCUUCUGGGGCCACAAGAUUGGGAUUGUGUUGGUGUUGGGUGUCUGUGCAGUUGCCAUCGGUUUCCUCUACAGUCAGUGGCAGGAAGAAUGGAAUACCUUUGCACUCUCGUUUCAGGUCACAGCUCCAUAUCUGCACGUUGGGAGUCUGGCAGCGAUGACAAUCCUUUCCUGGCCUGUGGCACAGCAUUUCAGCAAGAUGGUUGGGAAAGUUGCCAGAGGAGUCACCUUGGGUCUGUACUUAGCUGUCCUCCUGUUCCUCUACCUGGUGCCCCUUGGUAUGUACUCCCCCUGCAUCAAGGAGAAAGGGACCUUGGGUCCGAAGCCAGCUUUAAUUGGACACAGAGGAGCCCCAAUGUUAGCCCCAGAAAAUACAUUGAUGUCAUUUGAGAAAACCAUUGAGCAAGGAGCGGACGGUUUGGAAACGGAUGUCACCAUCAGCUGGGAUGGAGUCCCUUUCCUGAUGCAUGAUCCAACUUUGAAGAGGACCACCAAUGUUGAGGAAUUGUUUCCAGAUAACCAAACCCUGAAUGCUGCCUUUUUCCCAUGGCAUGACCUAGCCCAACUGAAUGCUGGGAAGUGGUUCCUAAAGGACAAUCCGUUCGGGACGAAACACUUGCUGUCACCGGAAGACAAGUGGAAGGCCAGCCGGCAGACAGUCUGUAAGCUCAGUGAGCUGUUGGCCCUCGCCUCCACCCAUGGGAAGCUGGUGAUCUUCGACCUGUUCCGCCCACCAAAGAAUCACCCGUACCGAAACUACUUUAUCCAACAGACAGUUAUGGCCAUCCAGGACGCUGGAAUUAACCAAAGUUUGAUUCUGUGGCUUCCUAAUGCUCUGAGGUCGAAUGUCCAGCAGGCAAUGCCCGGAUUUGUCCACAUUCACGGAGGAAAGAAGCCAGUUCAACAGCUGCAGUUGGAUAAGAUUACCAAACUCAAUGUCCGCUACAGCGAGAUCUCUGAUAGGGAGAUCAGGAUGUACGCCGCUGUAAACAUCAGCACUAACCUCUACGUCGUGACAGAACCCUGGCUCUUCUCACUGGUGUGGUGUGCAGGGGCCCACUCGGUCAUCACCAACGACCCCCAGAGGCUGAGGGAGCUCCACAGGCCCUGGUUCCUAAUGACCCCAACUCAGUACAGAGCGAUGUGGAUUUCAUCGGACGUUGUAUCAGCAGUGUUGAUCACACUGGUAUUUAUAUUCCACUGGUGGAGGGAAAAUGGGUUUGCCUGUCACCCCAGCAUGAAGAGGAGGGAAAAGGGGAUUUACAGCAAGUUCCGAACAGAAAUGAACAACGUGUGGUCUGUUCCUGAAGCAGAGCCAACUUCCAGUCACCAUGGAGACAGUGUGCCAAGUCUACCCACGUCUGCCGUCCCAGGACACGAGUAACUACCGCCCCCAAAAUGGAGGGUGAAGCUGCUGUUUGGGGUGUGGUGUGCAAUUUGGCUCGGACUGGAGGGAGGCAAGAGGGGAGGGUAUGGGCAAUCCCAAGCCUUAAAGGGGAUAGAAUCGGGCCAGGUCAACCAAUAAUCAGUGCAAUGCUGUGGCCUACACCUUCCUUCUUCCCCACUGGCAUUGGGAAGUCCCUCUUUCUCCCCCUUGUUACUGGUUUCCAUCGUCACCAGCGCUUUGAGAACAGUACUGUCUUUCAGCGUUGUGUGAUGAAAGACUCACAGAAUUAUCUCACCCGGCAUCGUCACAAUGUCCUGCCGGGGCCAGGAAAUUCCAAUUGGGAAAUAAGGAAUAUGCAGGUGUUUACCUGGUUUACCGUCCCACUAACAUGGGUGACCCUCUGCUGCGCUCCUGCCCUGAGUAACCUCCCAGUCGGCCAGAUGGCAACGUUACAAGCUAUCGACUUCGGACACAGUGAACAAAAUGUUCAACAAAUGAAUCUUCACUAUAAAGUUUUAUUUAAUUAGGUUGCUUAACAAAGAUUUUCUUCAAUGCAGUGAAGAGCGUGAAACACAGUUUGGAAACUCUUUCCCAGAUACUGGACUGUUCCAACCCGUAACAAGUCCUUUUGUGGGAAGCCAAUGUGCAAAGUAAACGAGCUAUCUAAAAUAGAAGAGAUCACGGGGAGGAGCAGUGGCGGCGGGGGGGGGGGGUGGCGUGGGGGUUUCACUGAACUCCCAAAGAGAAGAUUUAAACUUCUUCGGGGUCGGCAUCCCUUGAAGAGAUUUUGCAGAAGAGCGGCAGAUCAUAAACACAAGAGAUUCUGCAGGGGCAGCAAAUCUUGAGUGAUACACACAAAAUGCUGAAGGAACUCAGCCAGUUCUGAAGAAGGGUGUUGGCCCAAGAAGUUGUCUGUUUACUUCCCUCCAUAGAUGCUGCCUGACUUGCUGAGUUCCUCAAUCUUGCUUAAGAUUUCCAGCAUCUAUAGAAUUUCUUAUGUUUAUCAAAAGUAGAAAACUCCUGAGAAUGUGAACUCUACAAUCUGAGUGUAAUGGUCAUUGGAUAGAUGACACAGGUUCAUCUUGUCAAAGCAAGCAUGGGUUAAUUUUGACACUGCUGGAGAAUGACCAAGCUUUCACUGACUUACGACUGGAGGAAACGAAAGUGUUCGCAGGGAGAACGUGAAAACUCCACACACACAGAGACAACUCCCAAAAUCAGUAUCAAAUCUAGACCCUUGAAGCUGGGAGGUGGCAACAUUAUUCACCGUGUUAUCAAGACACUAAUCACUGACUGGCAUGGAACCGCGCCAGCCACUCAGCCUAUCAAUUUGGUGCUAGCCCUUUCAGUGCAUCCACUCUCCUCACUGUGAUCGCCUCAGCAAUCCUGGGAACUAGCUUUGAUCCUGUUCUGAAUUGCUGGACAGUAUUCCCUGUGAAAUGGGAUUUGUUUGUAUAUAAUUUUGCACAAAUGUAGGGUGAAGUAUCUAACUCCUUCAUUAAUAGGGGAAAAGACGUACCAGCUCAGAAACUCCAGCAGCACACCACCUUCCCCAGGUAAUGACCACAGCCUUUUCAACUAUCUGUGAUACACAAACAGAGGGUCUGGUGUUUUAGUGAUUUUAUUUAAGAAUAAAAAAAUAAAAAGUGUAUUUUUGGGCAAUUGUGUUGCUCCUGGAACAGUUAAAA
Mobula hypostoma (lesser devil ray) is the source of this 3784-nucleotide messenger RNA. It is a transcript of the gene gdpd4a, whose product is annotated as glycerophosphodiester phosphodiesterase domain containing 4a. The transcript has 16 exons. Gene Ontology annotation, molecular function: glycerophosphodiester phosphodiesterase activity. Gene Ontology annotation, biological process: lipid metabolic process. The coding region runs from base 294 to 2093 and encodes 599 amino acids. Gene Ontology annotation, cellular component: membrane. NCBI's taxonomy places the organism in Eukaryota, Metazoa, Chordata, Chondrichthyes, Myliobatiformes, Myliobatidae. The record is from RefSeq and is a predicted model, not a curated record.